CUGCUAAGAAAAAAGUUGGCAAUAUUUGUAAAAAAGCAUCUUUACAGUUUUAGAUAAAUCUGAAAAAUAAAAAUAUUUUGUAUUGAUUGAACAAGAAAAACUCAAGUCACUACUUUUUUUCAAUUUGAUGAUAUAAUUUGAAUUUAUCGAUACUCCAAACAAUACAAUUCAAGUUUUCAAAAAUUCAAAUUUCAAUACUAUAGUAUGAUAAACAUGUUCAAUAGAAUCUUUUAAAACAAUAUUAAUAAUUUGCUAGAAUUAAGUCUAUUAUCUUGUUUUAAUCUUGUAAAUGGAUCAAAGCAAAAAGAUCUAGAUCACAUAUCGAUAUUUUCUCAAUAUUUUCUUUUCGUUGUUCGACUGUUUUUAACAUAACCUUAAAAAAAAGACUAGUUUAGUUGUGUUUCAACUACCAAGUACUGUUUUCGUUCAGUAAAAGUAAAUGUUUAAUAAUAAGUAGAAUAACUUAACUUGAAACUACACAUUAUUUACAGGCUUUUUUAAUUGUUGCAAUAACAAUAUGCGAUUGUCUCUGUCAUUUUUCUAUCAUGAAUUUAGUAAACCAAAGAACCGAUUACCUUUGGGCUUUAAGGGCCCUAAAGGAAAUAUCUACAAAGGAAAGCACCGAAUAGUAAGAAAGGUUACGAAUGAAGGUGUGAAAGAUUUGGAAGAGAACAUUAAAAUUGAAGAGAAGAAUAUGUAUUUCCUGAGACAUCCGUACUUGACAUUUGAGCAAUCGAAAGGCCAUGCCCAACAUUUCGACAAGACCGUUAAAUGGCUGAAGAGCUUCCAAGUGAGAACCGACGAGAAGUUCUCAUCGAAACGAGGCCGAGAAGUUACUCAGUAUCUUAACAAAUUCAUGAGUCGAUCAGAGGAUUGGGAUAGAAUAGAAUAAUCAUAGUUAUUAUACUUUCAACACAGAUGUUUGAUGUUAGUAGUUUUUGUUUGUACCAAUUUAUUUCAGUAAAUUACUAUUAGGAAUCCUUCA
Messenger RNA from Nilaparvata lugens (brown planthopper), 985 nucleotides. RefSeq names its product ribosomal protein 63, mitochondrial. The transcript is spliced from 3 exons. Gene Ontology annotation, biological process: mitochondrial translation. Gene Ontology annotation, molecular function: structural constituent of ribosome. Bases 518 to 892 code for a protein of 124 amino acids. The record is from RefSeq and is a predicted model, not a curated record. Gene Ontology annotation, cellular component: mitochondrial ribosome. Lineage: Eukaryota; Metazoa; Arthropoda; Insecta; Hemiptera; Delphacidae.